Malania oleifera is the source of this 3136-nucleotide messenger RNA. Its product is annotated as pentatricopeptide repeat-containing protein At5g50390, chloroplastic-like. The record is from RefSeq and is a predicted model, not a curated record. Gene Ontology annotation, biological process: RNA modification. Bases 434 to 2551 code for a protein of 705 amino acids. The transcript has 4 exons. Gene Ontology annotation, molecular function: protein binding; RNA binding; zinc ion binding. Lineage: Eukaryota; Viridiplantae; Streptophyta; Magnoliopsida; Santalales; Ximeniaceae.
UUAACCAAUCAUAAAUUGGCAAGAACAACCUACUUUAGCAUAGAGUGUAGAUAGAUUAAUUUAGGAAAAAACAUCGUUACACAUGGUCAUGGGGGUUAUGAUAGUGUUAUGCCGUGACUUCUUGUACACACUGAAGCAUCGGAAAAAUGGCGGGGAUAGGUAUAGUGGUUCAACGAUCAUCCAUAUCGCCGGGAAAAGAUUUGUUGGCGGAGCUCUCAAUGCCGACUCUAUGCGCUUUGACUUCGAAAUCCACCAACUUUUCUCCCAAAAAUAUGAACGCAACACUGGAGCGGUCUAUGCCAUUCCGCUGCAGCACUCUACGGAUCUCCGGAUUUCAGAGCGUUGAUUCCAGAGCUUGCAAAGGUAGAUUUCCUCACACUCUCUUGGUAUAUUUACUGAUUUUGUUGUAUUUCUUGUUGUUCUUCUGUGCGAGAUGAGCAUGGAGAUCCCCUUCUUGCGUUUCCAGAGCGUAUCAUUGGACCAGAUCCUCUCUGAUCCUAAUCCUCUUACUGGCGGAGAUAAAAAAUCUUUCGUUUCUGGGUAUUUUUCUGCAUUCAAUAAAAGAAAAUGGCGGAACCCGUUCUCGCGGAUGAAGUGUUGUUCUACUGAAGCAGGCAUAGAGCUAAAGCCCAAGCCAAAACAAUCUAAAAUCAGCAUUAAUGUAGAAAAGGAAGCUCGUUCGAAAGAUACCUUAAUAAGAAAGUCGAGUUCUGGACUUUGCAUUCAGAUAGACAAGUUGGUUUUCUUUAAGAAGUACGAGGAAGCCCUCGAAUUGUUUGAAAUUUUGGAGCGCGAGGGUGAUUUUGAUUUGCCCGCUAGCACGUAUGACGCUUUAGUGAAUGCCUGCAUUGCAUUGAAAUCUAUCGGGGGUGUGAAGAAGGUGUUUAAGUAUGCGAUUGAUAGUGGGUUUGAAUGGAAUCAAAAUUUGAGGAACCGGACGUUGCUGAUGCAUGUGAAGUGUGGAAUGAUGAUCGAUGCGCGCCAACUGUUCAAUGAAAUGCCUGAUAAGAACCUUGUUUCGUGGAAUACAAUAAUUGCGGGGCUUGUUGACUUUGGAGAUUACUCGGAAGCGUUCCAUUUGUUUCUUGAUUUGUGGCGGGAGUUUUCAGACGCUGGAUCCCGCACCUUUGCCACUGUGAUCCGGGCUUGUGCGGGGCUGGGAUAUCUUUUUGUUGCAAGACAAUUGCAUUCAUGUGCUUUGAAAAUGGGCAUAAGUGGAAAUGUGUUUGUAUCGUGUGCAUUGAUUGACAUGUACAGCAAGUGUGGGAGCAUUGAAUGUGCUAAAUUUGUGUUUGAUGAUAUGCCAAAGAAGACCACCGUUGGAUGGAAUACCAUUAUAGCUGGUUAUGCACUGCACGGUUAUAGUGAGAAAGCUUUGAGCAUGUAUUAUGAGAUGCAUGAGUCUGGUGUUAAAAUGGACCAUUUCACGUUCUCAAUUGUUGUAAGAAUAUGUGCGAGGUUGGCUUCUGUAGAUCAUGCUAAGCAAGCUCAUGCAGGUCUCAUUCGUCAUGGAUUUGGGUUAGAUGUAGUAGCCAACACAACACUUGUGGAUUUCUACAGCAAAUGGGGCAGGAUAGAAGAUGCACGGCAUGUUUUCGACAAGAUGCCCCGCAAGAAUGUUAUAUCUUGGAAUGCCUUGAUUGCUGGAUAUGGCAAUCAUGGGCGAGGAGCUGAGGCUGUUGAGAUGUUUGAGCAGAUGCUUCAUGAAGGAAUGGUGCCUAACCAUGUUACUUUUCUGGCAGUAUUAUCUGCUUGUAGCCGCUCAGGUUUAUCGGAUCAUGGAUGGGAGAUCUUUGAAUCAAUGCACAGGGAUUACAAGAUUAAGCCACGAGGAAUGCACUAUGCAUGUAUGAUUGAACUGCUAGGUCAAGAAGGGCUUUUGGAUGAAGCUUUUGCUUUAAUAAGAGAUGCUCCUGUUAAGCCCACAGUGAAUAUGUGGGCUGCCUUGCUUACAGCUUGCAGGAUCCAUAAGAAUUUAGAGCUUGGCAAGUUUGCCGCUGUAAAAAUUUAUGGAAUGGAACCUGAAAAGCUUAGUAAUUAUGUUGUGCUUAUGAAUAUCUAUAACAGUUCCGGGAAGUUUGAGGAAGCAGCUGCUGUCCUUGAGACCUUGAAAAGAAGGGGCUUGAGAAUGCUUCCUGCAUGCAGUUGGAUUGAAAUCGACAAGCAGCCUCAUGUUUUCCUUUCUACUGAUAAAUACCACUUUCAGUGGAAGGAGAUUUACCAAAAGUUAGACAACUUGUUGCUGGAGAUUUCUAAAUUUGGUUAUGUUCCUGAGAUCUCUGACUUUUUUCUUUGUGAUGUGGAUGAAAAGGAAGAGCGCACAAUACAUCAUCACAGUGAGAAAUUGGCGAUUGCUUUUGGGCUGAUCAAUACUUCUGACCGGACAUCGUUGCAGGUUGUGCAGAGCCAUCGGAUCUGUGGUGACUGCCAUACUGCAAUUAAGUUAAUAGCCAUGAUUACUAGACGGGAAAUUGUUGUGAGGGAUGCCAGCAGAUUCCACCAUUUCAAAGAUGAUCUUAGCAACCCAGAGAUGAUGACCAUACAGAGCUAAUUAGCAUCCCCAAACAAAGUGUCAUCUGCAGCAAAAGAGGAGCUAUUUUGGCUGCUUUUGUGCAUCAUCUAUAUAAUGAAUUAGCCACACAAAAUCAAAAUGGCACCUUAAUAUUUCUCACAGAAAACUGUUCGCUCAUUUUUCUCCAGAUGGAUGGCAGCAAAGGAGUAGGUGGUGUCAGUGGAGGAGCCAAAGGCGGUGGGGCAAGUAGAGGUGGUGGAAAAAAGUAGCUGUCAUGUACUGGAUCCUAUGGAAGACAUUCCAACAUGAAAGCUCCUUGUUGCAGUGGAAGCUACAUCUCAAGAGAUGCAUUCAAGAUUAACCCUCAGGGUGGUUACUUUGCCAAUCCUCGUGCGAGUGAGAAGAGCAAUAAGUUAUAAAAUGCCACAUAUAAUGGCUUUAUUAUGAUCUUUUUGGAGAUGUGUUAUCUAAGUUGUUAUCUUUACUAUUUUUUACCUUUAUCCUGCAGGGUUUAUAUUUGCAAACAAUGGCCUUAUUAUGAUCUUCUUUGAGAUGUGUUAUCUAAGCAGUUAUGCAUUCGACAUGUUCUGAUAUAGGUUAUAUAUAUCAGGUACUUAAGAAAAA